AUGCCACCGCACCUCUUACAUCCCAGACCUUCUCACUCCCAGACUAGAUUCUGCCCGGGUGUCAAACUCGCUCCUCCAAUUCACCAUGUCACUAUCAUCGGCUUUGAAAGGCGUUCAGAUCAGAAGAUAUGGUUCUUGAUCGACGUAGAUCCCCAGCAAGCUGACCCCCAAAACAACACAGCUGGCUCUCGAAAUUUGGCUCGCAAGUCCUACACCAUUGCCCGCCGCUACGAAGACUUUUCUCACUUUUCCCAAAGCCUGCAAACAACCUUCUCGCCUGCACGCCCUCCCUUGAGCAGUAUCGGCCGCAACUCGCGUCAAAAAUCAGCACAAAAUCAAGACACACUGGUCUUACCAAAAAUCAAGGGUCGUAUCCAAAUUCUUCCCAAUAAACAAAUCCAUAUCCAGCGCCGAGCAGAGCUCGAGCGCUUUGUAGAUGCCCUGUUUCAACUUCCAACUUCUAUCACCCAAUCUCUUCUUGUUCUCGAGUUUUUUGGACUUCAAAAAGCAGAUACCGAAGAGCAACUCUGGCGGGACCAGCAAUCUUCAAAAUUAACAAAGCCAACCCCCAAAGAACCAAAGCGUCGACUGGUACGAUCUAGCUCUGUUGGCCAGGUUAAAUCAGUCGCCUCUGGACUCCCCAAAUCAGUUUCUCAACCCAAUCUCAGACAACCUCCUAUAACUCCAAUCUCACUUGCCACACUACCUGUAAAGUCAGCGACUCACCCACUACACUCACUUCACCCCUUAUCCUUACCUUUGCCUUUACCCUCGCGGUGGAAACGUCUGCGAUGUCCUUCAAUUCGUGGUCCAAUGCCUGUUUCCACUACCUCGACCACCUCAACAUCUUCCGUCGCCUCCACAUCUUCUCUGUCCUUAUUUUGCACCCAGGCAGCAACAGUAAUUCUGCCAUGGAAUAACCGCGCUACGCCUUCAAUUGUUCCAUUAUCAACGCCGGCCAUGGCAAGCAGCACAAGCACAAGCAGUAGCUGUGCCAGUAUACAUACUUCCUGCAGCACAAAUACAUGCAGCACAGUCAACACUAGCGCAUCUCCAAGUCCUUCACACAGCACCAACGGAUCUCCAUCUUUAAGGACCAUCAAGAUCAAAGUGGUAUAUGAUGCCGAUAAUAUUAUCGUCAUUCAAGUACCACGUUCUAUCGAUCUAAAGGAGCUUCAGCAGCGUAUUUCCCAAAAGUUGGCCGACCCUGGCAUGGGAGGCAUAGUGCUGGACAAGGACCCUCACCUGUUGUUUAAUCACACACGGUCAUCAGCUUCUUCUACUUAUCAGGAAGACAUUUCUGGCACAGAUACUAUCAUUGGUGACCAAAGUGAUUGGACUUUGGCUAUGCAUACCCAAUGGCAUGACCUGGACAAGGUUACACUGCGUUGUGUAUAG
Phycomyces blakesleeanus NRRL 1555(-) is the source of this 1398-nucleotide messenger RNA. RefSeq lists its product as hypothetical. The coding region runs from base 1 to 1398 and encodes 465 amino acids. The transcript has a single exon. NCBI's taxonomy places the organism in Eukaryota, Fungi, Mucoromycota, Mucoromycetes, Mucorales, Phycomycetaceae. The record is from RefSeq and is a predicted model, not a curated record. Gene Ontology annotation, molecular function: phosphatidylinositol binding.